Molecule: messenger RNA, 3441 nt
Organism: Penaeus chinensis
Lineage: Eukaryota; Metazoa; Arthropoda; Malacostraca; Decapoda; Penaeidae
Gene: Wdr33
Product: pre-mRNA 3' end processing protein WDR33-like
Exons: 14
Coding region: 127-2850 (907 amino acids)
Cellular component (GO): mRNA cleavage and polyadenylation specificity factor complex
Molecular function (GO): protein binding
Source: RefSeq, a predicted model, not a curated record
CAGAAGAGGAAGCCAUGAUGGCGGUCGCGAAGUCGUAGAGAAAAACCGUGUGACAAUUCCAAAUAAAAAUCACAAACCUACAGCUGGAGAAUCAAAGAAAUAUUAGACAUUUUGCCUUGACCCACGAUGAUUCAGGUGGGCAUGUUCAGCACACCACCCCCACCUAUACCACAGGGGAAGCCCCCGCCCCCGCCAAUGGGGGGUGGGGGGGCACAGUUCCAGCCGCUAUCCUUCAAACCCUUCAAGGCCCCAGAUGGAGAGUUCGAUGGCAAGAGGCUGCGCAAGAGUGUUAUGCGUAAGACAGUCGACUACAACUGCUCUGUGGUGAAUAUGCUGGAAUGCCGCGUCUGGCAGCGGGACGAGCGCGACCGGAGCUGCCUGCAGGCGGAUGUGUGCUAUGCCUCAGAGAUGCUACCCCCCCCUGCCUACCCUAUGAACCCCAUCAACGCUGUUGUGUCCAAAUUUGUCCGCACAUCCACCAACAAAGCAAAGUGUCCCAUCUUCUGCCUGGCCUGGACACCUGAGGGUCGUCGUCUCGUGACAGGUGCUUCCUCAGGGGAGUUUACCCUAUGGAAUGGUCUCACCUUCAACUUCGAAACCAUUCUUCAGGCCCAUGACAGCAGUGUUCGGACGAUGGUGUGGUCGCAUAACGACCAGUGGAUGGUGACAGGCGACACAGGAGGUUUUGUUAAGUACUGGCAGACCAACAUGAACAAUGUGAAGCUCUUCCAGGCCCACAAGGAUCCAGUUCGCGGCCUCAGUUUUUCCCCAAGUGACCAGAAGUUUGCCACUGGCUCAGAUGACGGCACUGUUAGAAUAUGGGACUUUUACCGCUGUUAUGAAGAGAAAGUUCUCCGAGGCCAUGGAGCUGAUGUCAAAUGUGUGGACUGGCACCCAUCAAAGAGCUUGCUGGCGUCGGGGAGCAAAGACAAUCAGCAGCCUAUUAAACUCUGGGAUCCUCGCUCUGGUCAACCCCUUGCAAAACUACAUGCUCAUAAAAGCACAGUCAUGGAUCUGAAGUGGAACUCCAAUGGUAACUGGCUCUGCUCAGCAUCCAGAGAUCAUCUGCUCAAGCUUUUUGAUAUCCGUAAUCUUUCCACAGAAUUCCAGGUAUUCAGAGGUCACAAAAAAGAGGCAUCGUGCAUUGCAUGGCACCCCCACCAUGAGGGUCUGUUUGCUAGUGGUGGGUCUGAUGGCUCUAUCCUAUUCUGGCAUGUUGGUAAUGACAAGGAAGUGGGUGCCAUUGAGUCUGCUCACGAUGGCAUCAUCUGGGAUCUGGCCUGGCAUCCUCUCGGUCAUAUACUCUGCUCUGGCUCUAAUGAUCACACGUCAAAGUUUUGGACGAGAAACCGGCCGGGCGACAAGAUGAGAGACAAGUACAACCUAAACACAUUACCGGCUGGAGUCCUGGCCGACGACUCCAUGGAUAUUGAUGACAUUCCUCUGAACUCGAGCCUAACCUCCCAAGGAGCCAUUCCGGGUAUGGGUCCGGAUGACAAAAUUGAAGAGACGGAAACAGCUGGGCCUGAGACCAUCCCAGGCUUAGACUUUGAAGGUGUUGGAUUUGACAGAUUUUCCAAGAAAACUCCAUAUGCCAAACCUAUUCCCAAGACCUUUCAAGCUGCGUGGAAUGCCGCUGGUGGGUUGGAAGAAGAAAUUGAAGAAGAAAACAGUGCGACAAGCUGGGUAGUGACGGACAGUGCUGCCCUGUUCUGCAUGCCAGCUAACAUAGAAGGAGAGAUGGUCUACACAGAUGAUGGCGACGAACUGCCACCUGGCUCAGUACCCCUGAACAACAUUAAGGCUAACUCCAUUCUGUACUGUGGUUUCCUCAUUCCCCUGGAGAAAGUGGCAGGAGAUGUCAUCCAGAAUGCCUUUGCCACCAUGGAGGAAGAGGAUGCCAUUUCUGAGAUAACUGGAGACUUUGAAUUUGCCAGGAAACUCAUAAAAGAGAAGAACCAGCUACUGAAUCCAAAUGCCAGUGAGGAACCUCCAGAGAAGAAGGGUGGACCCCAGUUUGGUGAACAGAAGAAUCCCAAUUAUGGCAAUAGCAACAACAAUACAGGCAACUACCAAGGCUCGGCAGGGUUCCAGGGCAUGCAGCAACCCUUCGGUGGUGGUCCUAGUGGUCCUCACAACCCCAAUUCUCAGAGAGGGAACUUCCGAGGACAAUUUGAUGGAGGGUUCAACCGUGGAGGGCCCAGAGGGAAUUGGUCACACAGAGGAAGUGGCCCAAGGGGAGGCCACAAUAUGGGGGGGAUGAGGGAUGGUGGCGAACAGUAUGAAGAGGGCUUUGAGGAAGACUGGGGGUAUGACGAGCAAGGAGGUGACAAUGGCAUGAACGGGGGAGGCCACUGGGGAGGCUAUGAGGACCGAGGGAGAGGGCGUGGACGAGGUAGAGGGAGAGGGAGGGCCAGAGGAAGUUUCAAGGACUUUGGGGGAUAUGAGGAUGAGGAGCACAUGGGUGGGGGAGGCCGACCCAACCACUGGCGUGGGGGAAGAGGGGGCAUGCAGGGUGGGGAGGACCACUAUGGUGGGGGAGGAGGAGAUUGGCACGGGGAGAACACAUGGUCAGGGAAGGGUAACAAUUACAACAACAACCAGGAUGGUGGAUGGGAUGGGGAAGAGUAUGGGGGCCAUGGUGGUCGAGGAGGACCAUGGAGGGGUAGGCCAAGAGGGCCCAGGGGAGGUGGAGAUUUCCAGAGGGGAGGGAGAGGUGGGGGAGGCAGAGGUGAUUUCCAAAGAGGGAGAUCGAGAGGGGGUGACUUUCAGCGUGGUAGAGGGCGGGGAGGUCCACCAAGGGGGAGGGGUAGGGGCAUUGAAGGGGGUGGUGGAUGGGACAACUUUUAGUGAUAUUCUUUUUUUAUGCAAAGCCACACAUAAUCCAUUCUUUCACUUGGGGAAUCGCACUAUUCAGGAGUCUUACUGGCAACUUCUUUUAUUUUUUACAAAUCUAGAGUAAAAGAAAAUCAAGCAUUCCUGACCUGGAUGUUUUCGUGCUGAUAUUAUUCUCUUUUUUAUAUAUAUAUUUAUCCUUAAAUGAUAUACUUAGGUCUUAUGCAUAUCUGCAUGAAUGUAUGUAAGCAUGCAUGUUUCUAAAGAGUGAGAGAUAAAAAUGAUAGAUUAUUGUAACAGUUAACUUUCUGUGUCUGAAGAAUUUUUACCGGUUCUUUUGUUUUUCUUUUUGCUCUUGAACCUCAUUUUAAAAAUUAGAUGGUAUUCCUGCUAUUGAAUUUUAAAAAGAUAUUUAUAAUCUCAGUCACUACAAGAUGAAAUUUCUGCCGAGACUAUGGUCUUGAAUCCGAGCAAAAUAAAGAGAGCUGUUGCUAUUAAUAUCUCUCUUUGGUGUGAAGGGAAGGGUUUUUUUUUUUUUAUUUUUGGCAAUACUAUAGAUGCAACUACGGUUUUGUGUUGAAAGGUGAAUAAACUGACUUAUAUUUA